Messenger RNA from Symbiodinium natans, 807 nucleotides. NCBI's taxonomy places the organism in Eukaryota, Dinophyceae, Suessiales, Symbiodiniaceae. The record is from the annotation of a GenBank genome assembly.
AUGUUCAAUGUCCUUCUUGCGAUCCUGCUUGUUCAAGCUGCGGCGAAUGGACAGCACUGCGGAACAGAAGGUUGUGCUGCCAAAGACCACACGCUGCUCUCAGUGCGUACAUCACUCCAUCGUUCUAGCGUGCCCAAGUCGCCACAGGUGAAGGGAGCUGGAGAGACGUUAGAACAUGCGUGGCCGGAGGUUGAAGAGGUGUGCGGCAAUCCUGAUGGUCAAGCGCCAGACCAGGACGCCGAAGAGCUCCUGCAAACAGAGUUGUCAGAGGCAGACCAAGGUCCUUACACCCAAUUCCAGAUGCAGGUGUCCAUAGAAUGGUGCACGAACGGCUGUCAUCAAAGUCACGACCCGCCACAUUGCGUGACCAACUACUCUGCAAUCAAGGCGCGGGCGGUGAGCUCCACGCAAAGUCGAUUUUCACCUUGGUUUCGUGAGUAUGGACCGCAGUCAGGUGAUUGCCGUCAUUGGGAUGGUUCCGGUGGCUGGUUUGCUUCUCAGCAUACAUCCACCUUUGUCGAGGUUAUUGCCUCUCCACAGGGAAUAACUUGGGACAACUUUGAUGCCAUUGAGCUGGAGACCGAGACGGAUGACGCUGGUGCUCUCGACUUUGUCAAGCUUCGAGCGCACGCGACCUGCGUCGCCGGCGUGUGCGACCCCAAGCCCAACUGGCAAGGGGAUUGGGGUGUCCCAAAUGGCGGGUGGUACUGCUUGUCCACAGAUCCGAAUGACAAGCUCGGAUACAAAGCUUGCAGGCGCAGACUUCGAUUCUACAAAGAUGGCAGGGUUGUAUACUGGAAUUGGUGA